AUGGUAGGAGCUAACCAAACUUCUAUGGUGACAGAGUUUCUCUUCUCUGGCUUCCCCAAGUUUGAAGAUGGUAGCCUUCUCCUCUUCAUUCCUUUGUUCAUCAUCUACACAUUUAUCAUUGUUGGGAAUCUCACUGUAUUUUUUGCAGUCAGGAUGGAUGCCCACCUCCACAAUCCCAUGUACAAUUUCAUCAGCACCUUCUCCUUCCUGGAGGUCUGGUACACCACAGCCACCAUCCCCAAGAUGCUCUCCAACCUGGUCAGUGAGAAGAGGACCAUCUCCAUGACUGGCUGCCUCCUGCAGAUGUACUUCUUCCAUUCGCUUGGAAAUUCAGAGGGGAUUUUGUUAACCACCAUGGCCAUUGACAGGUACGUUGCUAUCUGCAACCCUCUCCGCUACCCAACCAUUAUGACCCCCCGGCUGUGUGCUCAACUCUCUGCGGGCUCUUGCAUCUUUGGCUUUCUUGUGUUACUCCCAGAGAUUGCAUGGAUUUCCACACUGCCUUUCUGUGGGCCCAACCAAAUCCAUCAGAUAUUCUGUGACUUUGAACCUGUGCUACGCUUGGCCUGUACAGACACGUCCAUGAUUCUGAUUGAGGAUGUGAUCCAUGCUGUGGCCAUCAUCAUCGCUGUACUGAUCAUUGCUCUCUCUUAUAUCGGAAUCAUCACUGUGAUCCUGAGGAUCCCUUCUGUUGAAGGCCGCCAGAAGGCCUUUUCUACCUGUGCAUCUCAUCUUGGUGUCUUUCUGAUGUUCUAUGGCAGUGUCUCCCUCAUGUACCUGCGUUUCUCUGCCCCUUUCCCACCAACUUUGGACACAGUCAUUGCAGUGAUGUUUGCCGUUCUUGCUCCCUUUUUCAACCCUAUCAUCUAUAGCUUGAGAAACAAGGAUAUGAAGAUUGCUAUUAAGAAGCUGCUGUGCUCCCCACAAAUGUUGCCACCAUCUGUCACCAUGCAACACUAUUACAGCACCAUUGACUAUGUUCCCUAUGCUAUGAUAUCUGUGAAAGUAGCUGUAAGUCCCCCUGUGGAGGGCUGGAGGGAUAUCAAGGAUGCAGAGACCCAGACAGACAGAGGAGUCCCUGUGGUCUUUGGUAGAGUUUACCGCCCUGAAGGAGGAACCCUGUUUAAAGAAGACAAAACAAGUAAUCGGUAA
Molecule: messenger RNA, 1152 nt
Organism: Nyctereutes procyonoides (raccoon dog)
Lineage: Eukaryota; Metazoa; Chordata; Mammalia; Carnivora; Canidae
Product: olfactory receptor 6K3-like
Exons: 4
Coding region: 1-1152 (383 amino acids)
Biological process (GO): G protein-coupled receptor signaling pathway
Cellular component (GO): membrane
Molecular function (GO): G protein-coupled receptor activity; olfactory receptor activity
Source: RefSeq, a predicted model, not a curated record